AUGAGCGCAGAUGGGACCGACGAAUGCACCAUGUGCAACAAAAUUGGCGCACGCCUCUGCAAAGGUUGCCAAAGCGCUCGCUACUGUUCAGUGUCGUGCCAGAAGAAGGAUUGGCCAACUCACAAGCUCCUGUGCGCAACCUUCUUCGCCUUCGACAAUCCUAGCCGACCCAGCAAGGAGCAUGUUCGGGCCAUCUUCUUUCCUGUCGACGACAAGAGGCCUACGAUCGUCUGGCUUCACUGCGAGUGGGGUCUUCACGGAUAUCAGCAUCCUGAUGCAGAGCCAUUCCUUGGCCUGGCAGUCUAUGAAAGACACGCGUCGAUCCAGCAGAACCCGACCUUGACGAAGACGCUGUUGCACACAAUCAAGCUCGCCUAUGACGAUGACCACCUCAACGACGACGACAAGUUCCCGCGCAACAAGAGCAUCAGAAGCAUCACCGCUACCAGGCCUUGGCCUGGAGAGUAUCACGACUGGCGGGGCCCUGUUCUAGCGUAUGGCAAAGUCGGCCUGGGUGUCGAUCAGGCCGCCUGCAGGGACAUCGAUGUGGUUGACUUCCGCCACAUUGUCGACUGUCUCAUGUCGUACGAUGCCAAACCUGAGUACCUCCGGCACGACGCCAAUUCAUCCAAACCCUCCACGGAGAGCUCCGACACCAAGAUCUUGGGGGUCAGGAUCAAUUGUGUUGGUGAUCAGGGAACCUGCAACAGACCACAGUUCGAAGCGGUGGAGCUCUCACCAAGCGACCCCAUCUUUCGCGAACACGACACUUCCGACACUGCAGACCGUAUCGGGCUUCCCAUCUUCACGCGACGUCUCCCGCCGGAUCCGAAAUGGUUGGCCAAAACGCUCCUCGACGGUCCUAAGGGUUUCGAAAACGUGGACGCCACCAGGCUUCAUCAUUGCUUGGAUCUGGAAGCCGACUACGAUCCUGCCAGUGGGAAAUUGGGUUGGGGUUGGUGCUCGAGCCAGUGGCAAAGCAGGGUCGGCAGCACUAUCAUCGUGCGACAAGACAAGAAACCGCUGUCGGUAUUGCAUGCCGAAGCCUUGUACCGAUAUUGUCGCUUCGACGUCGGUCCUAUUCUCGCGCACACGUUGGGAGAGUACGCCCCUGAUAAGCGGAUGAGCAAAAAAACUGCCCUGAGGAUAAUAUGCCGGCCGAUGUUAUGCGAUUCUCUGGUACAAGCUGCUUGA
Molecule: messenger RNA, 1194 nt
Organism: Saxophila tyrrhenica
Lineage: Eukaryota; Fungi; Ascomycota; Dothideomycetes; Mycosphaerellales; Extremaceae
Exons: 1
Coding region: 1-1194 (397 amino acids)
Source: RefSeq, a predicted model, not a curated record